Molecule: messenger RNA, 3679 nt
Organism: Episyrphus balteatus (marmalade hoverfly)
Lineage: Eukaryota; Metazoa; Arthropoda; Insecta; Diptera; Syrphidae
Product: RNA polymerase II-associated protein 1
Exons: 16
Coding region: 1-3615 (1204 amino acids)
Biological process (GO): transcription by RNA polymerase II
Cellular component (GO): nucleus
Source: RefSeq, a predicted model, not a curated record
AUGAAUAAAAGACCAAGUCGAAAUGAUUCUGAAGAUGAUAUUUUGGAAAUGCAGCGAGCAUUUUUAGCCGAAAAGGCUAAAAAUUCUGCUUUUCAACCUGCUGCGAGUAUAGUUAAACCAGAAAAAGCUCCAAAAAAGUCUAUAUUUGCAAAAAGUAGAGAAAAAUCUCAACUUUCGAAUGCACAAACAAAAGAAACUCCAUCAGCUUCAAAUACUGUGAAAAGUAUUCAUAAUCCGGUUGAAGUCAAGAAAGAAGAGAAAAAUGAGGCACUCACAAACCUUAUUCUAGGUGACAUAGUUGAGAAAACUACCAAUUCACCAAAAGAUACACCUUUUGUGGAAACUGUCACCUCAUUUCCAAAAGUCGAAAGAAUCUCUCUCAGACAAAACUCUGGAGGAAAAAGUCUCUUUGCUUUGUCCAUCGAAAAAAAGAAUUCAGUUAAAUCUUCCAAAGAUGACUCAAACGCAGAUAGAAAAAGGCAACAUGAUGAAAUGAUGAUGAUCAUGGAUUGUGAACCGAUUGAAAAGAAUCCCAAAACAGCCUUCGGCGAUGAGAGUAUAAUUGUAGACGAUAAAACAACUGCCACAGCGAUUCACGAGGAAAACUUGGAAAUUCUUAAGAAAAUGAAAGAGGAGGAAAUUUUAGCAGAACAACAACAGAUAAUGCAAUCAGUUGAUCCUGCACUCCUUGAAUUUCUUGCAAAGAGAAGGAAACAAAAAUUAGCCGAAAAGCAAAUGCAACCCAUUAAAACUCUUGCAACGACUUUUGAACAACCAUCGACUAACGAUUGCACUCAAUUGCCGGAAGGUAAUCCGGCAGUGGAAUUGCUUAAACAAAGUUCAUCUGAAAAAUGGAUUAACUUUGAUAUUGUCGAAAAGGACAAGUUGGAUUGGAUGCGGGAUAUACCAGCUUCGGUACCCAAACUAGAUGCAGAUCAACCAUAUGAAGCUAGAUUUGAUUGGAAGGGUGUACUUCUCCCAUACACAGAAACACGAAACGAUACAAAAGAUAACAGAGAAUUAUAUUUGCAUGGAGAUGAGCCAUCUCGACCAGGUUAUACAUUGCAAGAGCUCUUUCGUUUAGCAAGAUCGAAUGUGAUUCAGCAAAGAGUUUCAGCCUUUUCAUCGAUUGGAGGCAUUCUAAGUAUUUACAAUCAAGGUUUUUACGACAAUGUUCUUGAGCUGCCGAUUGCUAAGAUUUUUUUCCUCCUACGAUUCGGUUUGGAUGAAAAUACUCCAGUGAUUUUGGAAGUUGUUUCAAAAGCAUUAGCAUUAAUGUUUUAUAAUGAAACCGAUGAAACUCUUUUAGAUUUUAUUUAUGAAAACACUGGUGGUUUCUGGCAGCCAACUUUUGAAGUUAAAACAAUUGGCGAAUCUGAUGAUCCAACAUCAAUUGAAUCUCUUCAAAAACAAAUGAAAAAUUUAAGAGUGUCUUCUUCAUUAAAAGCAAGUGUUGAAGAAACAGAAGAAGAAAGCAAAACAUCAAUGACUGAUUUUCAAUUAGCCGAAACGGAUUUAAUUGAAUGUUUGCUAAGAUCAAAUAUUAUACAAAGAAUAUACUUCAUACUAAGCAGUGUAAAACCUGACAACAGCACAGUUACAUCCUGUUUAAAAAUAUUAAUUCGAAUAGCUCGGACGAAUAAAGACUCAGCGAUGCAUAUUUUUAACUCUGAGGAUUUAUUAAAAUGCUUGUUUACCAAUUUAUUGCCUGGGCUACAAAGUGUUGAUACAUCGUUAACAACUCCACCAUUCUACAACUAUCCACAGUAUCUUGUUUUAAAACUUUGUCGUAUUUUAAUAUCACAAAGUCUAUCAUUUGCUUUGAGGCUUCUCUCAAUGAAUAUUGUCGAUCGUAUACAAAAUUAUCUCUUCAAUCAAGAAGAUAUUAAGCAAAAUUUAAUAUUAGUUCAAAUAGAAUCAUUGCGAGUUUUCCGUUCCUUGAUGUUACUUCGGUCGGAUAAUGUUCUUUAUAGGAAAUUCCUACCUGCUUUUCGUUACAUGUUAGAAUGGCAUUAUCAUAAUGUUGUCUACGAAGGGGGUGGUCCCUAUCUUAUAAGACAACAUGCAGCAGCACUUUUAUGCGCAAUUUCAAGUGGACCGAAUGGCUUUGAAGUGAGUUCUUUACUGGGAUCAUCAUUGGUUGACUGCUGUUGCAAUUGGUUCCAUAAGGCAACCAAAUUCGGUAUUGAAGAGUUCUCUCAAUCGACAUUACUCACGGCAUGCUUAAAUACCGUAACUUGGUUUACAAAAAACAGUGACCUUGAAAAGUUCAAAGAGUUUCUUGGGAAAUAUCUGAAAAAUUUCAUUGAAUCUGAAGCAUUUGUAAGAUUCGAGAAAUCUCUUAAUAACACAUCGAUAGUUCUUCGCUCACAGGAUGUUAUUGAUCGGCGGGAUAUAUAUCCAGCUCUACCGAAUGCUGGAGCAAUAUUAAUGCAAAAACAUGGCCCACAGCUUGCCAUACCGCAAACAUAUUGCAUUUACUUCUUGACAUCGCUAUGGCAGCUCGCGGAGCAAUGUGUAAAACAGAAUGAUAAAAUUCUUGUUAGCUGUUUAAUCAAAGUACGCACAAUUGAUGCUGUUGUUGAGUUUUUGAACAACCUUUCGAAUGGUUUGAAUAUGUAUCUGAGAACGAAUUUCUUCGCAAAAUGUGAACUUCGUCUUAUAUUUAAAUUGUUAUGCUUCGACGGAUUCAAAGAGUUCUUGGGAAAAUCAACAAUCUUACGGGCAGUGUAUAGUUAUUUGUGUAGUCUGAGUGCAGAACAUAUUCCGGAAAUUGAGAGACUUUUUGAAAAAGUCAUUUUCAAUCGAGAAUAUUUGAGUGCAGUGAAACAAGAGAUAUUGGACAAAUGGCGAAAUAUGUACUUGGAAGUGGUUUAUCCACAUUAUGUUGUUGUGUCCCCUACAGAGAUUUCCUUGAGUAUACCAUCGUCUGCAGUUGCAAUAUUGCCAACAGAUUGGCCAUAUUUUCAAUUGAAAAAUAUUCUAGAGGACUAUGUGAAUAAUGUUCAUCAGAGACCGGCUGCACUUGUUUCAGAGGGCGAAGUUGUCCGAAUGACGCUUACUUUCACGAGUAUCCUUGAAGAUGAAUCGUUUCAAAUAACAACUCCAACAGAGAAACUAAUGUAUCUGAUGAUCACAUUCAUGGGACCAGACUCUCAGUUCUUGGAACCAACUAUUAAAGCGUUACUUAAAGAUCACUUGGUGAAAUUUUUUCAAUCUUGCAAAGACAUUCGUUUUGAAUUCGAUAAAGAUUUUGAAGGUAAAUGUAAAUUCCAAAAUCUUUAUGCUCUUUUUGUUGAUCACUUUCAAGCGGCAAGCUAUGGUGAUGAUUUAUUUAGUGCAAUGGUUCUAAUACCUCUAGCACAAAAAUAUGAUAAUAAAUGGCGCAGAAUGAUUUGGUCUGAACAUGCAUCAGUUUUAAGAUUUUUAAAUUGUGAUGAAAGUUUGCUUAUUGGAGGAUUAGAUGCUUACUUAAAUCCAACAGAACUAGAGGAAUCACUAAUUAAUUGUUACGCGAGAGCAUUGUAUUCAAAUUCUUUACGUCCCAACACUAUAGUACAUAAAAUUGCGCAGCAUCAUGUGCAAAAAUACAAUGAAAAUGUCAAUAAUUCCUAAGUGUCUUUCGUUUUGUAAUAAUUUUUAUUGAUCUAUGGAAAAUUAAAAAAAAUCUGAAACUAGG